UAUGUUUCAACCUUAUGUUGUUGUUAUUGUUGUUUAUCAUCAAAUAGAUUAAUCUUUUCACUCUCAAUUAAUCUUUAAUGAGUCGAACAAUAAAUCUAAUGGGUCAAUGGGACACGAAUUAGUUUCAUCGAGAGUGAUUUUUUUUUCUCUCUUCCAUUUCGGAUACAUGGAUGUUAAUUGUUUCCUUUUUAAUCAAGAAUUCUAAUUGAGAUGAAACAACAAGAGAAAGAGAUCAGAAAAAAAAACUCCAACGAAACAAAAGAUUAAUUAUAAUUUCGAACUUUUUGUCGCCAUCUAUCGGAGAAAAGAGGAAAAAUUCUUUCAAGGAUUUUCUGGUUUUCUUUUUUUGUCCGAUCAGAGCUUCUAAAAGUUUAACUUUCACAACUAAAUGAUUAGACUUUGGACUUGGAUUCGAACGGUUUAUUUGGACUUUAGCCUGGACUUAUGGAUUCGAGGAAAAUUUUAAACUUUUUUUUAGAAAAUUUUUAAAUAUUCAUUAGACUUUAGACUUGGGUUCAAGUCUAAUUAGAUUUAAAUCUAAAGUCUAGAAGGCUAAUUACAGAAGCGAAAUUUCCGAUCAUUAAUCAUUUAAUUGUUUUCUUUUGUUAUAUAAUUAAUUUUGUUUAUCGGUUUUACAUUCGUGUUUAUAUAAUCUUUUUAAUUGUUUAUUCUCUCGGUAAUUUGUUUAAUUGUCUUCAUCUAAAAGUCGCGGUUUUCGGAUGUAAACAAACAGCAAAGGAGAAGGUGGAGUCUGGUGUUGAUCUGGUUUUCGGUUAAUUUUGUUUUUGUUUUGUUUCUUUCUCUUUUUUCCCAAUUAAAUGAUUAAUGUUAAUUGUUUACUACCCAUAGCAAAGUAAUUAAUUAUCUCUCUCCCUCACCCACCAAUUUCUAAUGGAGUGGAACUUGGAAUCUUUUGAUUCAUCUCUUGGUAAUUGUCUAUUUACUUGCCAACAACAGGAUUGGAUCUCUUUGGAUUCUCAUCUUGAUCUUGUUGUGAAAAAAAGUCACAUUUCAUUGAGAUCAAUUGUUCUUGAUUGUCCAUGUCUUCAAAACAUUUAUUCUCUUUUCAGGUUAAUUAAUGACCAUUACGGAGAUAAAAAAGAUGAAUGUUAUUAUCAUAUUCUCUGUAAUAUAUUUCGAUUAUUAAGAAAUUGUUGCGCCGGUUGUUCAGCUAAUCUUGAGCUUAUCGAAGGACACAGUGAUUUACUUUUUCUUUCAGGUGAUUGGCUUUCAGUUAAUUCUUGUCACCUUAAUCUCGAUCAAAGUGAAGAGAAAACAAAUAAACUUGAUGCUAUCAAAUGUCUUUUACAAUUCUAUGCCAAUAUCACCGCUGGACCAGAAUCGGAAAAAAGGCCAAUCAGAAAAUUUAUAUUCCAAGUUUUAAAUUGUAAAUCUGAUCCAUGGCUGAUUGUCAAUCCUGAUGAUAGUUUGGUGAAAGUUGCAAGUGCCGUUAUUUAUCAUUGCUUAUUGGACAACGAGGUUCUCAAUCAGUUCAUUUCAAAUGAAUCUCAUGUCGCAAGUCUGAUCAAUGGGCUUUUGUUGAAAUCUUUUGAUGAUCUUUCAGAAUGGAGUUUAUUUAUUGUGGAGCUUUUGUUGGGACAAAAUAUCAAUUUCAAAUCGAUUAUCGAUCAGUCCAAAAGUCAUCUAAAUAUUCUCGAUGUAAUUUGGAAAAUGGUUACCGAGGAUAAUGAUAAUCGAUGUAGAAUAAGAAUCAAGGAGAAUAAUAUUAAUAUUCUGGUUAAUCUAUUGAAGGAAAAACUCUUGAUGUUGUCACAAGAUGAGGUCAGAAACUGGACAACGGAUGAGGUCACAUUCAUUGCAAGACUGAUCAGUAUUGUUUGUGAGAUUUCUUGUAACGAAACUUAUCAAUCACCUUCACUUGAUGACGAUAAUUUGUUCAGAAAUACUAUUGGAGCUCUUAAAAGGAUUCAUUUCUUACAUAAAGCGAAAGCCUUGCGAGACCGAGAAUCGAAUCAGAAUUCUGAACAAAAUGGAGGCAAUUUGGCGACAUUGAAAAAAGAUUUAGUUCGCUUAGUAUCCAAUCUAGCUCACAAUCGACCAAAUUUACAAUUAAUUGCUUCUCAGAUCGAUGCAAUUCCAUUGAUUCUUGAUUUACACUCAUUCGAUAUGAAUAACCCUUUCAUCAGAGAAUGGGCCACGUAUGCGACAAGAAAUUUACUCUUUAAUUGUAACGAAAACAUGGAAAUAGCUCGAGGAUUGAAAGAUCUCAAUUUAACUACCGAUUCUGAUCUAAUGGAUAGACUUAAUCUUAAUCUGGUCGAUGGUAAAUUGGUACCGAAAAAAUCACCAGAACAAGAAUAGUCGAUUCGUUUUAAUAACUGUCACUACCUUUAGGUUUCUUGUGAUAAUUUUAAAGCUAAAUCGUUAUAAAUGACAUAUUUUCUGACAACGAAAAUGGUGUAAAUUUGUAAUAAUCGUUAGUUAAUUUAGCGAAAUGCAAAUUCAGCAACACAAUUGAACAGUAAAAAAAUCAUGACUACAA
This is a messenger RNA of Panonychus citri (citrus red mite), 2503 nucleotides long. RefSeq names its product ataxin-10-like. Lineage: Eukaryota; Metazoa; Arthropoda; Arachnida; Trombidiformes; Tetranychidae. Gene Ontology annotation, cellular component: cytosol. Gene Ontology annotation, biological process: neuron projection development. The record is from RefSeq and is a predicted model, not a curated record. The transcript is spliced from 6 exons. Bases 892 to 2322 code for a protein of 476 amino acids.